AUGGUGACGUGUGCCCAUCAACAAGGAUGGAGAGUGGUCCUGGGGCAGGUGCACUUCCAGCCCCACGACAUGUCCUGCUACAACCAGUGCCUGCCAUGCCGGCCCUGUGGCCCGACCCCGCUGGCCAACAGCUGCAAUGAGCCCUGUGUCAGGCAGUGCCAGAACUCCACUGUCGUCAUUGAGCCCUCUACUGUGGUGGUGACCCUGCCCGGUCCCAUCCUCAGCUCCUUCCCGCAGAACACCGUUGUGGGCUCCUCCACCUCUGCUGCUGUUGGCAGGAUCCUCAGCUGUGAUGGAGUGCCCAUCAACUCUGGGUGCUGUGACCUCUCUGGCAUUUCCAGACGCUACUAG
Messenger RNA from Harpia harpyja (harpy eagle), 351 nucleotides. Its product is annotated as feather keratin Cos2-3-like. Gene Ontology annotation, molecular function: structural constituent of cytoskeleton. The record is from RefSeq and is a predicted model, not a curated record. The transcript has 2 exons. NCBI's taxonomy places the organism in Eukaryota, Metazoa, Chordata, Aves, Accipitriformes, Accipitridae. Gene Ontology annotation, cellular component: intermediate filament. The coding region runs from base 1 to 351 and encodes 116 amino acids.